Molecule: messenger RNA, 808 nt
Organism: Asparagus officinalis (garden asparagus)
Lineage: Eukaryota; Viridiplantae; Streptophyta; Magnoliopsida; Asparagales; Asparagaceae
Product: non-specific lipid transfer protein GPI-anchored 2-like
Exons: 4
Coding region: 11-583 (190 amino acids)
Source: RefSeq, a predicted model, not a curated record
UUCAAUCGAAAUGGAAACAACCAAAGCAAUUUCCUUUGGAAUCCUCGUUCUCUCAAUCUCCAUAAUUCCUUCAUCAGCUCAGAUCACAACGGCGUGCACAACUUCAAUCGUAACUAGCUUUACUCCGUGCAUGAAUUUUAUAACGGGGAGUACUAACGGAGGUGGAUCUCCUAGUGCCGGAUGCUGCAAAGCUCUAGGCUCGUUCAUGAGCAACAGUAUGGAUUGUGCUUGUCUUAUGUUUACCGGGAAUGUCCCGUUUAGCCUCCCAUUCGGCCAGACGGUGGCAAAUAUGCUCCCUCAGAUUUGCAACUCUGUGCCCAUUCCGCUGCAAUGUAAAGCUACUGCGACUCCUUUACCAAGUCCAGGUCCUGUAACUUAUGCGCCGGGUCUUCCCCCUCUUCCUCCUUGGGGAGCAGCAGCUGGACUAGAUGUCGAGCCGUCGAGCCGCCAGCCGCAGCGCCAGCAGAGAUGCCGGCGUCUCCACCAGCAAUUGCGGACCGCGGUCCAUCGGCAUUCAACCAAGGCCAGCGGCCACAACUGCUGCCUAACUCCGCGAUCAAGCUCUCUCCAGCUCUAUUCCUAGUUCUUGCGUUAGGAGCUGUUUUAUUAAACAAGAACUAAUACUGUAAUAGAUUUUUGGGUAGAUGUUUUGAGAGACUUGCUGAAAUUAUAUUGUGGGGUCGAACGAAUUAUAGUAUUUAUUAAAUUUGUUGUUUUUGGAUUGUAGUAUAUUGUGAUCACAGGAAUCUGUGAAUGAGAAAAAUCAUGAUAAUUAAAGUUGUUUGAGUAUGAAUUUCAAGUGAAUAUA